Silurus meridionalis is the source of this 4222-nucleotide messenger RNA. RefSeq names its product alpha-2,8-sialyltransferase 8F-like. Lineage: Eukaryota; Metazoa; Chordata; Actinopteri; Siluriformes; Siluridae. Gene Ontology annotation, molecular function: alpha-N-acetylneuraminate alpha-2,8-sialyltransferase activity. Bases 528 to 1622 code for a protein of 364 amino acids. The transcript is spliced from 8 exons. The record is from RefSeq and is a predicted model, not a curated record. Gene Ontology annotation, biological process: oligosaccharide metabolic process; N-glycan processing.
UGAGCUAAAUCGGUCUACAGCACUCGUGUUACUGGACUAAGAGAUAGACCAGUAGGCUAAAAUGGGGUUGAGGGAGCAACAGCUUACAAUUUCAACAGGAAUAGAUCAACAUAGUGAGGUUGGUCAAGCUAGAAAAUAAGAAAGAAUAAAAACACUGUCAGAGAAUAGAGGAAGAACCAGAGUGAGAGAGUGAGAGAGUGUGAGAGAGAGAGAGAGAGGAACAGAUCAGACUGCCAAGCUAAAACAAAAGAGCAUGCCUUAAAGUGAAGGUGUAAUGUGGAGAGUAGGACAGGAAUGUACAAAGACAAAACACAGAGGAAGUGUGAGUGACAGAGAGAAGCUUCAGACAUGAAAGACAAAAAAGGGAGUAUAAAACAGAAGAAAAGGGGGAUGGGUUUUGAAGAAGGGUUCAAAAAAAAUGAAAAGCAAGAAGAUCUAUAACAGUGUGAGUGUUUGCAUAAUUAUGAGCAAACAUACACACCUGUAUGUGAACAACAUAUUUCUACGGAGACAAACAGAUCACAGAUAUGAUGAGGUUUCUGCUGAAGCUCCUGUCCAUCCUUAUUGCCCUCCUCUUCAGCAGCCUGCUUUGGCACUAUUUUACAAACAGUGAUGCAGCUCUUUACAUCCCACCUAGCAUUAACCAAAAUCCUGCAAAGAGCAAUGAUGCAGCUGCCAGUGAUCUACAGAAUGUUAAACAAAAGCCUGCAAACAGAAAAAAAAAUGCAAUUAUUGACAAACUGCUAACGAGUUAUUCGACCAGCUGGAUAAAACAAGAAAAGAACUUCCAAACCUAUAGGUCACUGCUUAGCAAAAGUUGCAAUGCCAUUUCCAAUGCAGUGGUCACACAGGUCAACUCACCUUUGGGGGCAAAUAUUACUUAUGAUGCAGAUAAAAAAAAGAUAAUGAAGGUGAACCCCGACCUAUUCGGUUUAUUUCCAAAGGAUAGCCCCUUUGAAAAUGCACCAUGGGACACAUGUUCUGUAGUUGGCAAUGGAGGCAUCUUAGCCAACAGCAGCUGUGGAAAACAAAUCGACUCUGCUUCCUAUGUCAUCAGGUGUAAUCUUCCACCACUGAGAAACGGCCAUGAGGGAGAUACGGGAAGCAAAACGAACCUUGUCACAGCCAAUCCCAGCAUCCUCUUUGAAAAGUACCGUGCACUGAAUGAAAAACGGCGGAAAUUUGUGGAAGAUGUUCAGAUCUAUGAGGAUGCUCUGCUCAUGCUGCCUGCCUUUUCAUAUCGGCAGAACACAGCUGUGUCCCUGCGUGCACUCUACUCACUGGAGGAUUUUAGAACUCCUGGCCCGCGACCCGUCUUCGCAAACCCGGAGUACCUGAGCAACUUGGCAGCCUUUUGGCGAGGCCAGGGAAUUCACUCAUAUCGACUCAGCACUGGUAUCAUGAUGGCCAGCUUGGCACUAGAGCUCUGCAACAACGUCCAUCUGUACGGCUUCUGGCCCUUUGGAACACACCCGUACACUGGCCAGCAGCUCACUAAUCACUAUUAUGAUAACCGACCCGCAAACAACAGAGUGCACACCAUGCCAGCUGAGUUUGAGGCUUUGUUGAAUCUCCAUAACAAAGGUGUGAUUCAUCUGCACCUAGGGGAGUGCACAAAAUAAACUUAUGUGAACUUCCCGAAAUAGUCUAUGCUUCAGUUGUCUCAUAAGAUUAAAUUAUUUUUCAGGUUAACGGUACCACUUUUACAAAAAAAUAAAAUAAAAUUGCACUGAUAAUGAUAAGAAGAAGAAGAAGAAAAAGAGGAAGAAGAAGAUGAAAAAGAAGAAAAUAUAAAAAUGUAAUGUUGGUGCAGUUUGCGAGAACAGACCCUUUACAUAGUUAACAAAUGCUGGAGCAAGGACUUCUUGGUUUAUAGCAAAUCUGAACAGAUUAACAAAUCAGGGAUAUAUGGCUUUGUUUAUUUCAAACGCAUUGUGAAAAAUACUACGUUUGUAUACUGCUUAAUGAAGAUCACACUGUAGAACAAUGUAAAUUCCAUUCCAGAAUUCAAAGUAGUAUGCAACAGAGGUUGUGACUUUCCAGCUGCUGAUCGAAAGGUACAUUUCUGCAGUUUAGCAAUAGUUUAUUUUAAUGGAUUAUUUAAACGUUUAAGGGUUUUUAUAUGCUUAAAACUUUUCUAGUUUGGAUCUUCUUCUGUAGGACACAAAAAAUAUAUUAUUUAAUGAAUAAUGAAAUCGUUUGGCUAAUUUUUUUUUUUCAAGAUGUUCGAAUUCCAAUUCCAGCGCUUUCCUUUCUGCAGCAGGAUUGGAACAGUUCUAACUUCAUAAAAAUAUCUGUCUGAAUUUCUUAGACUGAAGGAGACAUACUAUAUACAUGCAAUACGGUAUGAAAUAUGAAAUACACUGAAGAUUAUUUUAUGCUACUUAUCGAGUUGUUUUAGAUCUGCAUUUAUGAAGGUCGAUUAUUACUGUAAAGGUCAAUAUUACUACAAAAUGAAUGUAACGCCACUUGUUGCCUUACAAAAAUGUCUACUACUGUAAUGAAAGCCUGAAUAGCAAUAUCCCUUUAGAUAUGUAUUUUUCUUUCUUUUUCUUUAUUCAAUUGUACUUUUAGGUAUAAUUUACUGAACCUAAUCUUACAAAAAAUGUGCAUUUGUGUGUACAGCUUAAAAACUGGACAUAUUUUUUUGCUGUUAUGUUUGAACAUACUAUAGAGAGGUGUAUGCUGUAUCUUACUAGUAAUGAAAGGCAAAUGAAAGGGAUCCAUUUGGGAUUUGUGCCCACUCCUUUCUCAGAAAUCCUGAAUCUUUAGGGAAACAAAGGGAUGGACAAAGGGAAACAAAGCAUGCAUGCGUGCAUACAGAGAGAAAAUGCAACAAGAAAAAAAUUAAUCAUGGUUAUACGAUCUUGUUGAAAAUAUGGUGAACAAUGGCUUAUCUCACUAUGUUACUUUAACUACACUAUAUUGCAAAAAGUAUUGGGUCAACUUGUCAUAAGUACAGUAUGUGAGCAUUGCAGUCCUCAUUUAGUCCCAAUUUGCUCUUAUAAUUCCCUCCACUCUUCUGGGAAGAUGUUUCACUAGAUUUUGGAGUGUGAUUUUCGAUAUUUGUGUUCAUCAGCCACAAAGGUGUUACAAAAGGCAGGUACUGAUGUAGGUGUUGAGGUCUGGGGUGCACUCAGAGUUCCAAUUCAUCCCAAAGAUGUUCAGAAGGGAUCAAAAAAGCAUGAUCAAGCAACCUCGAUCUUCAAAGCAUGUAAACCAGAUCUUUAUGAGGUAACAGAGAACCGCAUAUAGCAGGAAAGGUCAGGUGACCCAAUACUUUUGGCAAUAUAGUGUGUGUAAUCUCUAUGAAACAGAUAUCAGAUUUAAAAUGUGCCUUUACAAUACAUUAAAAAAAUUGGAAUCACUCAAAAAUGUUUAAUGGCAAUUCAAAGUAUCAUUCAACAAAAUAAAUAGAUAGAAUACUGAUUUACAAAGAAAUAUUUUAUGCUUGAAAUACCAAUUUUGUGUUUUCCUCAAUGAAUCCUUCAAUCCUCCACAAUAUUCCAAGUUCUCUGUCAAGUGUCUUUCUUAUUUUGGACAUUUGGAGAUUGACUUUCCUACUUAUUGGCCAGCUGCAUAUAUUGCUGUUUUAUUAAAACGCUGCCUAGAUAGCCAACAUCUUCCUCACCACUGAAGAUCAGGCUUACAUUUUUGAGGAACAGUUUAAUAAAGCUGCUAGCUGAGGAUCUAUAAAAUGAAAGAUAGGAGGUUGUAUUUACAUUGUGUUCCAAAUUAUUAUCUAAGUAACAUUAUAGUAUAGGAUUUCAGUAAAAUAAACAUUAAGGUUUCAGUUUUUUAAAGAAAGCAUUUGUUUUUGUUUUUUCUCAUAUAUGUUGAAAUAACGGGUAUCAAGCUCAGACAGGUUUGUUAGUUAAUUUGCCAGGUGAUUUUAGUUUAAUAAGGAAACCUACUUGAAAAAAAUUGUUAAAAUCGUCUCAAAAAAUGUAACUUGAAAUGUGAAUAAUUGUUUUGUUUUAAAUUGUGUUAUUUGUAUGAAAAAUGUUCUGUCCAAGCACCGUAUAUGACAGAUUUGGAGUUUUGAGUUCACCAUAACAAUUUGAAUAGUUUACAAUUGCAUUCUACAUAAUUAUUUGGAACAGCAUAUUUUGUGUUUGAUCCAAAAUAUCAAAAAAGCAGUUUACAUUGUCAGUUAUUUUACAUGUAAUAACAUCCACAUUGUAUUAUAAUUGUUGGAGAUAAAAUAAAAUCUUUAAACAUA